AUGUUGAUUAAAGAAGAAAAAAAAGUCGCAAUUAAAAAAGAGAAGGAUGUGAUUAGACAAGAAAUGGACACGAUUAAAAAAAAGAAGGAUGUGAUUAAACAAGAAAAGGAUGUGAUUAAAAAAAAGAACUCAAUUAAAAAAAAGAAGGACGUGAUUAAACAAGAGAAGGACGUGAUUAAAAAAGAAAAGGACGUGAUUAUUAAACAAGAGAAGGAUGUGAUUAAACAAGAAAAGGACGUGGUUAUUAAACAAGAAAAGGACGUGAUUAUUAAACAAGAAAAGGACGUGGUUAUUAAACAAGAAGAGAACGAAGAUUCCUUUGAGUUCAACUCAUCCACCGAAGAAUCAACCAAUAAAAAACGCAAAAAGUCUAGUAAUAAAAAAUCUCUUAAUAAAAGACCGAAAUCAUUUUGGACUAAGGAAGAGGAUCAGGCGUUAUUCGAUGCAGUCACAUCAUUUGUUAAUGGGAGAUGGAAAGACGUGUGUUCAAAAGAUUCUUCUCUUACAGAACGUGGACCAAGAAUGGUUUAUCAAAGAUGGAAUACUAAAAGCAAAUAUUUCUUAGGAGCUAAUGUUGGAAAAUAA
Rhizophagus irregularis DAOM 181602=DAOM 197198 is the source of this 585-nucleotide messenger RNA. RefSeq lists its product as uncharacterized. Lineage: Eukaryota; Fungi; Glomeromycota; Glomeromycetes; Glomerales; Glomeraceae. The record is from RefSeq and is a predicted model, not a curated record.